AAACCGUUCACUUGCUCUCAAUGCGGGAAGAGUUUCCGGUGUAAAAGGAACCUUAUGGAUCACAUAAGAGUUCAUACCGGAGAAAAACCGUUCACGUGCGACCAAUGCGGCAAGAGUUUCGCAUACAAAACAGGUCUGAACAGACACAUAAGGAUUCAUACCGGAGAGAAACCGUUCUUGUGUCCUCAAUGCGGAAGAGGUUUUGCACUCUCAGGAGCCAUUAGGAGGCACAUCAAAAUCCACAGCGGAGAAAAGCCGCACACGUGCGAUCACUGCGGAAAGAGUUUCACAUAUAAAGAAAACUUUAAGGAACACAUGAGGAUCCACACCGGAGAGAGACCAUACGUUCAGUGUGAAAAGAGCUUCACACACAGCAGCAGUCUGAAAGAACAUCUUCACACUCACUCUGCUGUCAGGCCGUUUCACUGCGACCAGUGCGGUAAAACGUUUCUUUCGUCAUCCAUAUUGAAGAGACACUUGCAAGUUCACGUGCAGGAGAAACCAUACUUGUGUUCUCUGUGUGGAAAGAGUUUCGCACGACUGGAUGGUUUUAAAGAGCAUCAGAAGAUACACACCGGUGUCAGAACUCAUGUGUGCUUCGAGUGCGGGAAUGGAUUUAUAUCAGCCGCACACUUGAACGUGCACCAGCGGAUUCCCACUGGAGAGAAACCAUACAAGUGUUCACGCUGCGACAAGAGAUUCUCUCGCUCAGGAACCCUGAAAGCGCAUGAGAGGAUUCACACCGGA
Sinocyclocheilus anshuiensis is the source of this 747-nucleotide messenger RNA. RefSeq names its product zinc finger protein 345-like. Gene Ontology annotation, molecular function: DNA-binding transcription activator activity, RNA polymerase II-specific; RNA polymerase II cis-regulatory region sequence-specific DNA binding. The transcript has a single exon. NCBI's taxonomy places the organism in Eukaryota, Metazoa, Chordata, Actinopteri, Cypriniformes, Cyprinidae. The record is from RefSeq and is a predicted model, not a curated record. The annotation marks the transcript as partial. Gene Ontology annotation, biological process: regulation of transcription by RNA polymerase II. Gene Ontology annotation, cellular component: nucleus.